Messenger RNA from Cherax quadricarinatus, 3952 nucleotides. RefSeq names its product stomatin-like protein 1. Gene Ontology annotation, cellular component: plasma membrane. The record is from RefSeq and is a predicted model, not a curated record. Lineage: Eukaryota; Metazoa; Arthropoda; Malacostraca; Decapoda; Parastacidae.
AGACGACGGGAUCGAAGAGCAGAGAGUGGGACGUCUGGGGACGUUUUUCAACAGUGUCUCCGUUAUUUCCCACCGUUACAAGUGCCCUUUUAUUUACAGAGAUAUUUAGGGGAUAUAACAGCACAAACAGAUGAAGAUAUGGUGUCUUUCGCAAAAUACAGCUUGGUUCCCAUGGAUGAGCCAAAAGAGACCGAAGAUAUUACUCAGUCAAGGGUCACAGGAGCCUUUGAUUACAAUUCAGCAUUCAGCUACAAAUCAGCAUUUGACUACAGCAAACCUUCCAGUCAGUACCAGUCUGCAUUCGACUAUGGCUAUGGCCACAGGGGUCACUCAGUUUCCCUCAAUCUUGGGGAGAAGGAUAAUGAACAAAAAAAGAAAAAGUUUGCAAAUUGGAGCAUAAUGAAUUGUCUAGCAACACUAGUAACAUGGCUUAGUUACUUCUUUAUUGCCCUUACAUUCCCCAUCACUCUGUGGUUCUGUUUCAAGAAAAUAGCCCAAUGGGAACGCCUCAUUGUGUUUCGCCUCGGGAGACUACGGGGGGCACUGGGGCCUGGUUUGGUGUUCAUAAUCCCCUGGCUGGAUCAUCAUACACGAGUUGACAUGAGGACCAAAGCAUUCUCUGUGCCUCCACAACAGCUAAUUACAGCUGAUAAUGGAAUAAUAGAGAUGGGCUGUGAGGUGAAGUAUCGGAUCAGUGACGUACAACGACUGACCAUUUCAGUUACGUCUCCCGAGCAUGGCUUGCGAUCAUUCGGAAAAACAGUUAUGCUGAAUGUUCUUACCAAGAAUACUGUCAGAGAGACUGAACGAGACCGGCCCGUGAUUGCUGCACAGAUACAGAAGGAGCUCAAUUUGAGAGUUCUUGAAUGGGGUAUUGAAAUUGGAGAUGUAACAUUGAGUACUGUCAACAUUCUCAAGGAGGCAGAACCCAACAAUCCCCUUAAACCCAUCUUGAACUGCUUCGGAGGAGGAGGUGGGGAAAUCAUGGCUCCCCCGGCAUCAGCUGCUUCAGCAGCCUCGGGAAUGUUCAACAUACCUGGGCUUGGAAAUAUGGGCGAUUUCAACUUCCUCAGUGGUAUAUCAAAAAAGAAAUCAGAAGCCAUUGAUGAAGCCUCAUACAUGAGGAAUGGGCUGCAUUUCUUUACAGAUCUACUGGAUUUCUCAGACGAAAAUAGUGAGCCACCUAAGCAGCUAAACAAUCAAGUAACCAGCAGCCGAUCACCCCACUCCAAACUUGGGAAACAUCUCCAGAGUCUUAUCAAUGGUGCAGGUGGUGCCGACCUGGCCCAUGGAAUCUACAGACUCCAGGUGGAAGGAAAGGAUGGUGGAAUCUUCAUCAUUUUUGUUGGAAAUGGGGUGCGUCAAGUGGUAGAAGGAGACUUGCCAAAGGUUACCCCUGAUGUUGCAGUGACCAUAGCCAAGAGUGAUUUGAUGGCCAUUUUUGAAGGGACUCUUGCCCCUCUGCAGGCUUAUCUUUCAGGCCAUCUGACAGUCCAAGGCAACGUGCAGAUGCUUAUGGGGCUAGAGUCUCUCCGCCAGGGGGCCGGAUAACCAGAAUCUUUAUUAUCCAGGACCCUGCUUGCCAGCACUUUUAUUAUCCAGUCGAACUGCUGUUUCCUAUCGACUGUACUCUUAUCUUUUUGGAUCAUUUAAUAUUAGCAAUAUUUGUUAACUAGUCUCUAAUACGUAUUUUAAUGUAUGGGAAAUUGUAUGCAGUGUUCUCAACAAUCAAGAUUCUGGUUAUUUUUACACUAGAUGGGAUUCUGCUUACUGUAGCAUACAGUGGAUUACUGAGUUCCCUUUUAAUGACACAACCAAUAUUUUACUUGGCUCAUUAAUGGAUUUUCACAGGACAAUGACACUGAAACUACUGAGUCUUAAUCAUUUCAACUCUCCUUUGAUUGUUGACUUUUCAAGUCCUAAAUAAUGUCCUAUUUUUUAUUAGUAGGAUUUGUGAUGAAUUAGUCACCAAAAAUUGUCACAGUACCUCGAGUGUUGAGCAAUAGAAUUAUUCAACGUCAGGUUAAUAAUGUAAUGCACUUAACGGUUUUCUAUGGUGCAAACUAGUGAAAAAAAAUUGUUUUUAAUGUUGGUGUUUAUAACUCCUUGGUACAAUAAGAAAAAGAUGCUGUAGCUUGAACAGUGAUCAUAAUGUACAUAGCAUAGACGGUGGUUGUGGCUUGGACAGUGGUGAUUGUUCAGACUGUGGUGGUGAUGUACAUAGUUUGGAUGGUGGUAACAGUUCAGAUAGCAGUAUAGUUUGAAUAAUGGGAUAGCUUUAUUAGUGGGAUAAUUUGAACAGUGGAAUAGUCUUGACUGUGGAACAAUUUGGACAGUGGGACAAUUCAAACAGUGGGUCAGUUCAUAAAGUGGGGAAAGUUUGAGGAGUGGGAGUUCUAACAGUUAAUGUCCAGAAAAUACUAAAAGACUUGCAUUCUCAACAUUCAGUAUGAUUCUGUGCUGUUGUGAUAACAUAAUUGCUCAUCAUUAUCAUCAGAGGCUGUUCACAGGGUUUAAUGUCUAUAUUUUAUUAUUUUAUUAUCACACUGGCCGAUUCCCACCAAGGCAGGGUGGCCCGAAAAAGAAAAACUUUCACCAUCAUUCACUCCAUCACUGUCUUGCCAGAAGGGUGCUUUACACUACAGUUUUUAAACUGCAACAUUAAUGUCUAUAUAUGGUUUUAUUUAAUAUUAUAAUCUCUCUCUAUUUUUUUUCUAAGAUCUAAUACUGUUUAUAAGACAGAUACAUCGAACAAAAUUAUUAUAGUGCAACAUCAAUUAAUUACAAAUUUAUCUAUAACGUUUAUUUUUUACAAAUUUCAAAAUGUAGUUUCUACGAUUGAAAAUAGGCAUGAGGGAUGCUUUGGAGACUUAUAUAAGACAAAAAUAGCAAUGUAAAAGUGAAGGAGCCUUUAACACUACAUAAAAACUUGGCAAAGCCCAAACGACUAUUAACAUAUUUCUGGUCUAAGUAAUAGUGGCAUGAAAUUGACCAGUUACCGUAUUUUGAAAAUUUCCUAUUCCAAAAUCUAUUAUGGAAUGUUAAAUGUCAUUGAUAAUUCUGUCAAAAUAAGUACCCAAUAGAGUCUGCCUGUAAAUUAGUACACAGUAUUUUUUAUGAAAAGUGUCCAAUAUAUCAUCUCUCUUCCCUAUUCAAUCAUAGCCCUAUUACCUGAAGUAAUUAGUGAUCAUAAUUCGAAUAGUAUUUCAUUUGUAUCAUUAUAUGUUGCACAGAACAUGCGAACAUGAAUUACAGUAAAAUCUUGCGUUUUGUGCUCCCAUAAUUUGCUUUUUUAAUAAAUCACCGUUGAAAUUUUUUAUCAAAGUCUGUUUUGUGGGUAAAAAUUACAAGACAAACAUGCCAUAAUAUUUUGGAAAAUAAGAAUAUGUUCUCUUUUAUGGGCAAAAUCUAGUGUGAUCAAGCAGGGGUGAUGCCAUUGUUUUAGAGAGACGUAAUUUUACUCCUUGGUGUAAACGCAACUCACGCUUACUCUCUAUCAUUUGUGUAUUUUAAAUUUUUUCAUCACCCUAUCUUGUCUCUGGAUUUUAGUCAUGGCACCCAGGAUGAAUACUAGUGAUGCUGGAAGUGCCAAGAUGAAGAAUGCACAUGAAACUGUGUGUUUAGAAAAAAAUGAGUUGCUAGAUGAACUGGUACAUGUAUGCUGGAGACAGCAGAGAUGUUACAGAAAACCUGAGCACUCCAUUACAAUUAUCGACCAAAACAGGGACUACUUUGCAUCGACAUGCAGUUAAGAACCACAACCAGCCACACCAACACAAGUACCACAGCCACAGUAACCCUCUCCACACACCUUUUAUAGCUAUAUGUAUUUUAUUACUCUAUAAACCUGACUAAGCCCAGUAAGACCACUUUAAUCCUCUCCACACAUUUCCAGAUCAAUCAGCAAUGACAACUAUAAUGUAAGGUUCUGUAUUAAAAACUUUAUUUUUGA